Phycomyces blakesleeanus NRRL 1555(-) is the source of this 648-nucleotide messenger RNA. RefSeq lists its product as hypothetical. The transcript has a single exon. The record is from RefSeq and is a predicted model, not a curated record. Lineage: Eukaryota; Fungi; Mucoromycota; Mucoromycetes; Mucorales; Phycomycetaceae. Gene Ontology annotation, molecular function: RNA binding. The annotation marks the transcript as partial.
GUCUGGGUCGGUCAGCUCGACUGGAGCGCCACCUCUGAGGAUGUUUCCAACUUCUUCUCCAAGUGUGGUGAAGUUAAGGACGUCAGAAUCCGCAUUGACCCUGAUACCGGCAAGAGCAGAGGUUUCUGCUAUGUAGACUUUGUUUCCAAGAAGGCCAAGGCUGCUGCCUUGAAAAUGGAUGGUAGCGAAUUCAUGGGUCGCAAUAUCCGUGUUGAUGAGGCCACCACUGCCACACCACGCAAGAACGACGAGAACUACGGUCCCAAAACCGACACCGUUUUCAUUGCCAAUCUCAGUCACGAUCUUGAUGAAGAGAGCGUUGCACUUGCUUUCUCCAAGUUCGGAACCAUUGUUGGCGAUGUCAGACUCCCCACCAACCGCGAGACCGGUCAGAUUAAGGGCAUUGGUUACGUCCAGUUCUCUACUGCCGAUGAAGCCGAAGCUGCUGUAAAGGGCAUGAACGGUAUGGCCAUCAACGGACGCCCUGUCCGUACUGACUUCAGCGGUGGAGACGACUCUGCUCGUGUCAACAGCCGUGGCGAUCGCGGUGGCCGUGGCGGCCGUGGUGGUCGUGGUGGUCGCGGUGAUUUCCGUGGUGGUCGCGGUGGCCGUGGAGAUUUCCGCGGUGGUCGUGGUGGUCGUGGUGGU